Engraulis encrasicolus (European anchovy) is the source of this 1509-nucleotide messenger RNA. RefSeq lists its product as uncharacterized. Gene Ontology annotation, molecular function: siRNA binding. The record is from RefSeq and is a predicted model, not a curated record. Gene Ontology annotation, biological process: regulatory ncRNA-mediated heterochromatin formation. Gene Ontology annotation, cellular component: nucleus. The transcript has 5 exons. Lineage: Eukaryota; Metazoa; Chordata; Actinopteri; Clupeiformes; Engraulidae. Bases 253 to 1311 code for a protein of 352 amino acids.
UGCCCCCAAUAGAAGUCAAUCUUUUGUAGACUACUGUGGGUAGAAGUCAGUCUUUUGUAGCACACAUUAGCUGUCUCCAGGGGCCUAUUAAGCAGCUGGUUCAGGAGUAAAGCAGGUUAACUGAAGAGGUAAAUCAUCUAAUAGAAGAGCCGUGAAACCUCAUUUUCUUAAGAAGAGCCUGGAGUCCUCCAGUCUUUAGAAGCCCACUGUAGUCUUUUGUAGCCCACUUCAGUUGUCUCCAGACCAGGCAGGAUGGAGAUCAGCCCGUACAUUGACCACAACCAGAACAUCAUCAUCAGCGCCGCCACCGAGCCUCAGCUUCAGCACCUGAUCCAGAAGCAGCGCCUCUCUCUUGGAGCGGGACUCCAGCAGCUGAUCCAGAAGCAGCGCCUCUCUCUUGGAGCAGGACAAUACUUCUUCACCCAGGACGGACAGCUUUGCAACAAGGUGACGGGGGAGCGAUAUGUGUUCCGCGUGGACUUUCGUGACGUGGCGGGUACGCAGUGUGAGGUGGAGGCCCUGUGUAGCCUCGUCACGGCGCACGUCCACAACCUCAUGGAGACUCAACUGCACAUGCUCAGACUGCCCCUCCCCCUCCCCCACCCCCGGGGACAGGGGUACGUCCACUCCACCCCCCGCGCCCUGCAAAACAAGAAGGCUCUCCUGGUGCUCCUCCAGGACGUGGGGAGCGUGCGUAGCGGGGUGUGGAGCUGGCGUACGGUGGUGCGUGAGGGCCUGAACUGCGGUUGCCAGAUCCCGUACGUGCUGGCGGCGCUGCAGGAGCGCUGGGGGGUGCUGAUCAUGAACCCCAACGAGGAGGGCAGCACGCCCGAGGAGCACGUCCACCACGUUUGGCAACGCUAUAUUUCACAGAGUGCAGCUGAGCACGUAUUGGUGGUUGCCCACGGCUACGGCGGGCUGGCGUUUGUUGAUUGGCUGUGCCGGCAGCCAGAGAGGGGUGGGGCCUACGAGAGCCAUGUGACGGCUGUGGCCUUCAUAGACUCCUCCCACCACGUCUGGCACCAGGGGCUGGGGGCGGAGCAACAGGCCUGGCUGCGUGCACACUCCAGGAAAUGGGUCCUGAGCAGUAACCCCCUGAACGGGCGCGUGGGCACGCUGAGUGCGGGCAUGCAGCUGUCUGCGGGCACCCUGUGCCACGGCCUGGCGCCCGCCAUCUGCAUGGAGUCCGUCUUCAAGUUCUUCACCAAGGCCAUCAAGCCCAAACCAGAACCCGUGCCGUUUAGCAUCGUCACCCGCAGCAGACACCAGGCCAUGAGGACAAGCAACCACCACAAUAACUACAGGAAAUAAUAAUGAAGACUACAGGAAAUAACCAGCAGCCACCACAACGACUACAGGAAAUAAUAAUGAAGACUACAGGAAAUAACCAGCAACCACCACAACUACAGGAAAUAAUCAUGAAGACUACAGGAAAUAACCAGCAGCCACCGCAGCAACUACAGGAAAUGAUCAGUGGACACCAGGAGGAACUACAGGAAAUAAUAAUAA